Miniopterus natalensis is the source of this 740-nucleotide messenger RNA. The record is from RefSeq and is a predicted model, not a curated record. NCBI's taxonomy places the organism in Eukaryota, Metazoa, Chordata, Mammalia, Chiroptera, Miniopteridae.
UCCUGAACAGGUCUUUGUUCUUGUCUCCGAGCUGUCUCACUCCUGUCACCCCUCCUGGUACUCGGCCAUUCGAACUAGGAGAGGUUUCUUAGAUUGCCCGUCAACCACUUCUUUGACAAAUAAGGAAAAACAAGGCCUGGAGAAGAAAGUGACUUGUUGGAGAUGACACAGCAGGAGCCUUGAUGCCUGUGCCCCGCUGAGCCACGAUGGGCGACUGGAGCUUCCUGGGGCAGCUCCUGGAGGAGGUGCACAAGCACUCCACGGUGAUCGGCAAGGUCUGGCUCACGGUGCUCUUCAUCUUCCGCAUGCUGGUGCUGGGCGCGGCCGCCGAGUCCUCCUGGGGCGACGAGCAGGCGGACUUCCAGUGCGACACGAUUCAGCCGGGCUGCGAGAACGUCUGCUACGACCAGGCCUUCCCCAUCUCGCACAUCCGCUACUGGGUGCUGCAGAUCAUCUUCGUGUCCACGCCGUCGCUGGUGUACCUGGGCCACGCGGUGCACCACGUGCGCGUGCAGGAGAAGCGGCGCACGGACGGGCUGGCCAUUGAGCUGGCGCAAGGCCAGGAGCAGACCCCCGGGGAGGGUUGUGUUCACACCGCGUAUGCCCAGAAGCCCGCGGCGCCCGACGGAGCCCCCGCAGGUAACCGCCUCCCCGAUGGCUACGAGAGGGACCAGCGCCGACUCAGCAAGGCCAGCAGCAAGGCCCGCAGCCGGGCCAGGUCGGAUGACCUGUCGGUGUGA